AUGGCGGCGAAACAUGCGGCGCAAGACCUCUCAGAUGCGGCACUGGGAGGCCCAAUUGGCCUCAAGGAUGGCUACUUUGUCGAUAAUUACGGCCGCACGCUCACGCUGCACGGCCUCAACAUCUCGGGGGCAAGCAAGCUGCCGACGAAGCCCAACGGCCUGUCGCACCUCACCGAAGGCUUCUUUGAGCACCGGACCGUGACCUUCAUCGGCCGGCCGUUCCCCCUUGAAGACGCGCCGCUGCAUUUCCGACGGCUGCAGGCUUGGGGCUUGCCGCUGAUCCGUUUGCUCGUUACGUGGGAGUCGAUUGGACACUCCGGGCCGGACCCUGAGACGGACGUUGAUUUGGAGUAUAUUGAGUACCUGCGCAAGCUCAUCGAGAUCAUGCCCAAGUAUGGCAUCAAAUGCUUCAUCUGCGCUCAUCAGGAUGUGUGGAGCCGGUUCAGUGGCGGUAGCGGUGCCCCCGGUUGGACGUUUGAGGUUGCUGGGCUGGAUGUCGAGGCCUUUACCGAGACUGGUGCCGCGUAUGUGCAUGGGCAGGAUGAAUUGAAGAGGGCCACUGCGCCUGUCAAUGAAAAGGAGCCAAGCGGUCCGUUUGUCUGGCCCUCGGGGUACCAGAAGAUCGCGGCGUCGACAAUGGCGACAUUGUUCUGGGCAGGCGACGCUCUGGCGCCGAAGCUGCAAUGCCAGCGAUCGACAAAUGGCAAAGACGAGAGUGUGUCAGCUCAGGAGUUCCUUCAAAGUGCCUUUGUCGAAGCCUUUGGCCGGCUUGCAGACGAAGUCGGUGGUCUCGAAGCAUGCGUCGGAUUCGAGCCGUUGAAUGAGCCUCACCGAGGUCUCGUCAAUCUUCACGGGUUUGACGGGUGGAACUACGAUACGGACCUCCAUAUCGGAUAUUACCCUUCCUUGACUCAAGCACUCGCACUCGCAAGUGGCUACGCCCAAGAAGUCAACUACUACGUCAAGUCUUGGCCUUUCCCUACUCGGGUUUCGCACAAGACUCUCGUCGACCCCAAAAGAAGGUCUGCGUGGCUGACGGCCGAGCCGAGUGCAUCGAAACCACAAAAUUAUGGCCUUGGGCAAUGUGUAUGGCGCGCUCAUGGCGUCUGGGAAUGGGAUGAAGCGAAAAAGGGUCCAAAGGUACUACAACAAAGCUAUUUUGAGGUUGACCAUCGGCCGGGCCGUGAAGGCAAGCCGCUGGAAUGGUACCGAGACUUUUACGGUCCCUUCCUCAAGCGCUUCUCGGAACGCGUCUCACGAAAAUCUGCCCGCCAGUUUUGCUUCUUUGAACCGAUACCGAACGAGUUCGUGCCCCCAUGGGUUGGCCAGGAUGGCAAGGUGGGGGAAUCCGCACAGGGGCAGACGUACGCGACCAAGACAAUCAUUGAUACCCCAAGGCCAGAAAACCUCGUCUUUGCACCUCACUUUUACGACCUCAACGUGCUGUUCAGCAAGCAUCACUCCUGGAUGAGCGUCAACGUCCAAGGUCUCUCCAGGGGCAUGUUCAUCUUGAAGGCACUCUACUUUGGCGCCAAAGCACUCCGAAAAAACUAUCGCACCCAGCUUGCCAAUAUCCUCAAGUACGGGCAAAAGUCGCUGGGGACCCACGUGCCCGCUCUCAUCGGCGAGGUCGGCAUACCCUACGACAUCAACGGCGGCGAGGCGUUCAAGACGGGGCAGUAUGAUAAGCUGCGGGAGCUGAUGCACGCCCUAGUCUCCGCCAUGGAGGACAACAAGCUCGCCUUCACACUGUGGAACUACAACCCCGACAACCGGGUCGAGUACGGCGAUGGAUGGAACAAGGAAGACUUUUCUGUCGUUAACGGCGACACUGAAGCCAAGCCGGGCCAUAUACUUCCGGAUUAUGUUAAUGAAGCGCACGAGGGCGACGAGCUGUACCGCGGCGGGAGAGUCCUCGACGUGAUUAUCCGUCCUUACGCCGUCAAAAUCGCAGGCCGCCCUGUCCGCUCGGACUGGGAUCCUCGGACCCUUCACUACGAAUUCGAGUGGACUUCGGAGACUGAGGAUGAGCCCAAGGGCGGCGGCAGCGGCAGCAGCAGCAGCAGCAGCAGCAAGAGUCGGUCCGACACGUCACGAACGACGGAGGUGUUUGUGCCAAAGUACCACUACGCACAACGCAAUAUCGACAUCAAGGUCAGCGACGGAGAAUGGUCCUAUGAUCCUGACCUGGCGACGUUGUACGUGCGCCACGACAGGAGCAAGACUACGCACUGCUUGACGAUUGAUAUUACCAACAUACCGAGACAUCUGAUGGAGACUGUGGAGAGAAGGCGGCGCGCGUUUCCGCCGAGGUUUCCGUUUAAAUUCAUCUCGCCUAGCACCGAGCUUGCGAUUGAGGAGUUGAUGAUGCCGAUGCUGUUGCCUGGGCUUCUUGUCAUUUUGCUGGCUAUUGUGACUAUGUUUGUCUAG
Messenger RNA from Colletotrichum orchidophilum, 2430 nucleotides. Its product is annotated as glycoside hydrolase family 5 protein. NCBI's taxonomy places the organism in Eukaryota, Fungi, Ascomycota, Sordariomycetes, Glomerellales, Glomerellaceae. Bases 1 to 2430 code for a protein of 809 amino acids. The transcript has a single exon. Gene Ontology annotation, molecular function: beta-glucosidase activity. The record is from RefSeq and is a predicted model, not a curated record.